CUGUCCGAGCAUGGCCUGCUGAAGGACUUCCUGAAGAAGCACAACCUCAACCCAGCCAGGAAGUACUUCCCCCAGGCGGAGGCGCCCACCCUGAUAGACGAACAGCCCCUGGAGAACUACCUGGAUGUGGAGUACUUCGGCACUAUCGGCAUCGGAACCCCUGCCCAGAAUUUCACCGUCGUCUUUGACACCGGCUCCUCCAACCUGUGGGUGCCCUCAGUCUACUGCUACAGUCUUGCCUGCAUGGACCACAACCUCUUCAACCCUCAGGAUUCCUCCACAUACCGGGCCACCAGCAAGACAGUCUCCAUCACCUACGGCACCGGCAGCAUGACAGGCAUCCUCGGAUACGACACCACCCAGGUUGGAGGCAUCUCGGACACCAAUCAGAUCUUCGGCUUGAGCGAGACCGAACCCGGCUUCUUCCUGUCUUACUACACUGGAAGUCUGAACUGGGUGCCUGUUUCUGUUGAGGGUUACUGGCAGAUCUCCGUGGACAGGAAGCUCCUCCUUGCACGUGCCUUGCAGCUGGACCAGGGCCCCCUGGAUGUUUAUCACCCAGCGCCUGUCACGGCUGAAUCGGCGUCUCAACUCCACUUUUAUUCUCCUUUUCUCCAGAGCCAGGGCAGCUGCACCAGCGGCUUCCAGGGCAUGGACGUCCCCACAGAAUCUGGAGAGCUUUGGAUCCUGGGUGAUGUCUUCAUCCGCCAGUACUUCACUGUCUUCGACAGGGCAAACAACCAGGUCGGCCUGGCUCCCGUGGCUUAAGCCCAAGUCUUUCCAGCCACCUCCCAGGAAGAUCUGACCUCCGUCCUCUGCCCACUUUAGAUGUAUCUAAUUCUCCUGACUGUCCUUCCCAGGGGAGUGCAGAGGUCUUGGCCCUGUUCCCUGUCUUACCAAUAAUGUAGAAUAAAAAUAUAACCUACUGAAACAGG
Mandrillus leucophaeus (drill) is the source of this 935-nucleotide messenger RNA. RefSeq names its product pepsin A-4-like. NCBI's taxonomy places the organism in Eukaryota, Metazoa, Chordata, Mammalia, Primates, Cercopithecidae. Gene Ontology annotation, molecular function: aspartic-type endopeptidase activity. Gene Ontology annotation, biological process: proteolysis. The transcript has 6 exons. The record is from RefSeq and is a predicted model, not a curated record. The annotation marks the transcript as partial.